Mytilus californianus (California mussel) is the source of this 6158-nucleotide messenger RNA. RefSeq names its product coiled-coil domain-containing protein R3HCC1L-like. The transcript has 12 exons. Lineage: Eukaryota; Metazoa; Mollusca; Bivalvia; Mytilida; Mytilidae. Bases 378 to 3362 code for a protein of 994 amino acids. The record is from RefSeq and is a predicted model, not a curated record.
CGGAGACAACAGAUUCCAGUUUAUUGUUUGUGUUUGGCAGCUUUUUUAAAUAAUUUAUUUUUUAUAUGAGUGAUGAAAGGUGGCAGUUUAAUUGACUAGAUCUGGCUUCCUACUUUGAGAGUAGAUAUUUAAGUCCAUUGGAGGAAAAAUUCAUAGAUAACAUAAACAUCGAUUUAAAGAAAUUUAUACAAAGUGGUACAAAGAAAAGUGUGUUGAUUUUUCCACCAUUUAACAGUUUCCACAGGUUUCUAGCCCAUAAAUGCACAGAGGAAUAUAAGGAAUUGAAAAGUUUUUCCAUUGGACAAGGAAUACUCAGGAGACUUGUUAUUUGUGACCAGAAAGAUUUUAUCGGUGAAUCAUCAAACUCUGGUAUCUGUAUGUCAAACCCCAAACCUUCAGUGGGUAGGGGCAGGGCAAGGGGAAGAGUAAAGCAGGAUGGAGAUAGUCCAGGAAUAUCACCAGUAGGUGUAAGACAGUCAGGGAUACCAGGUUCUGAACAUCAUAUCAAAAAACCAGAUCAACUCCCUUCUGACUUAGCUGCAGAUGACCUUGAUCAAAACAGAAUAAGAAAAAAUCAGAGGUCAAGAGGUAGGGGGAAAAAGCCAGAAGUUCAACUUUAUAUUCCAAGAGGAAGGAGAUCUCAAGAUAGUAGUAAUGGCAAUUCACAAUCACAAGAAAGUCAAUGUCUUGAGAGCAAUUCUACUGAAUGUGACCAAUAUACAAUACCUGAGCUAAAAAAACAACAGGGUGAUACUACAGACUCACAUAAAAAGACUGAUGAUAUGGAGAAAAACUUGACCAGUUCAGAUAUCAAACCGGUGCAAACUAAACCAAGAAAAAGUAGAACAGCUCAGGUUUACAUGCCUCCAGGGAGGAGGAGGGAGCAAGAGAAGGGUCAGUCAUUGAGUCAGAGUUCAGAGGGAGGCUCUGAUGGGGAUCAUUGGGAUGUUGACAAUACAGAUACAACGGUAAGAUCUCAGAGCAAGGAAAAAUAUAUCAGGUCCGAUGAAUUUGGGGAAAGGUCACAUGGAAUUGAUUUGAGUUCUGAAGUGAAAUGUUUGGAUGUGGACAAUUCUACAGUAUGUAUGUCAGCUCAAAAGAUAAAAACAUAUGAAGAACAAGGAACAGAUAUUAAUCAAGAAAAAUCUCCCAGGGAAGAUCAGAGAAUAGAAUUUGAUAAUUCAGUAACAUUCCAUUCAAAUGAUCAUCAAAAUGUAAAAGAAUGUUCCACCAUAAAUAAUGAUACACAUAAUAUAGACACUAAAGUAGAUAAAUGUUGCAAGAAUGAGGAGGAACUAGCUAAAGAUAUCCCUUCAUCCAAAAAUGAGAACACAACAUUAAAUGUAUGUAAAAAUUCUGAACAUUUGAACACUGAUAUUUUGCUCCAACUACAAACAAAUGACAAUGUACAUAUAUGUGAGAAUCUAGAUCAAUUAGAACAAGGUACGGGAGAUGUGAGUACAAAAGUUCAUGAUAAAUUAGAUACUGUGUCAUCAAAUCCUGUAAGGGAACAAAUAGGAAGUGGUAAUCAAUCAUGCAUGAACAAUCUGACAAAUAUAUCAGAUUCUAUAGAAAACAGUGAACGUCUAAAGCAUUCCAACAAUCAUGACAAUUCAGGGAAAGUUAUAAAUAGUGACCUUUCUGAUGAUCUCAUGACCUCUGAUGCUGCAGUGGAACAACAUGAACAAAGUGAUAAUGUAACUGUUAAGGAUAAAGGUUAUAAUAAUACAGAAAGAAACACAAAGGAUGGUUCAGAAGUCAGUCUUACUGGAGAAAUUAACAAUACAAUCUGUGAUGAUUCCAAGACACCAUUUGAUAAAAAUGUAAAAACUACUACAUCAGAUUCUGAUAAUGACAAAUCAGAUUUAAACAUGGUGAACACAGAAGAGUUACAGCAAAAUAUGGCUUCGUCAGUACCUUUUACCUCAGAUUUGUCUCGUAUCAAUAACGAUUUACCAGAUUAUACUGAGGAUGACACGCUGAAGCUAGGAAACUCUUCAUCAACAUCACAAAAUUCCUCAUUAGAUUUAUCUAAAAACAUACAUGAAGUUCUUAACAUUGAAAAUGUGAAAUCAGAUGACACUAUUUUGUCUUCAGGAAGCAACAGAACAGAAGAGUGUAUUUCAAUGUCACAUGAUUCAGGUGCUAUUACAUUAGAGUCACAUCCCGUACAAUCUGGUGAAGCAACAGACUCACAAGAUAAAACAGAACUGGAUGCCUGUUUAAAAAAAGAGUCAUCAGACCUGAGAAGUGAAAACGAUGAAAGCAGUUUACAAUCUAAUUCAAAUGAUGAAAGUAAUCAUUCCAAACAUAAAGUGUCUGAAUCUGGGGAAAAUGAAAAUUCUGAUUUAGGUUCAUAUAAGGAUUCAGCAUGUUCAGUACAUACAACAAAAAAGUCAACAGAUGUAAAAAGUAAUGCAUCAGAAAAACCUGUAAAAGGUGAAAACAGCAGCACUAACACAGAAAAAGGAAUUAAGAAUUCCUCCAAAGUCGUUGUCCGUAAUGAUAAACUAGCAGCAUUUGGAUGGGAAUUGUACACUGACAAGACAAAUGAAUCAACUGCAGAAAAAGAAAGGGCAGAAAGUGAAGAAAAGGAUAAGAAGAAGUCAGGGAAAAAGAAAACUGGAAAAGGAAAAAAUAAAUUGAAAAAGAAACAGGACAGUGCUGCUGAGUCAAGGGAGAUAAAUGAACAAGAAUCAGAAACAGUUGUAUCAGAGAAAAAGCCAAUUCAGUCUGAAGAGGAUGAGUCAUGGGAUACAAUGUUUGAUGAUGAUGGGGAGAGUCUAGAUCCUAAUACUUUAGAAGAGUUAAGUAGUAAUGUUGGUAAAGUGAAAGUAAAGAAGCCUGUCAUAAACUACCUCAAUUAUCAACCAAAGGAACCAGAAUUAGAUUAUGAAGGUAUGAAUCAUGUGAUAGAGAUAUAUGACUUCUCAUCGGAAAUGAAAACCGAAGAUCUCCUCUCAGCUUUUAGCAUGUUCAAAUCAAAAGGAUUUGAUAUUAAAUGGGUAGAUGAUACUCAUGCUUUAGGAGUGUUUUCCAGUGUUAUAGCAGCAAAUGAAGCAUUACAGUUUACACAUCCUUUACUAAAAGUGGGACCUUUAUCUCAAGCCUGCAGAGAAUCUAAAGUUAAAGCAAAGAGAGCUGUUGAAUUUUUGCAACCCUACAAGGAGAGACCAGAGACUACAGCUGUAGUAGCCAGGAGAAUGUUAACUGGAGCACUUGGCUUAAAGACUAAAGUAUCUAAAGAACAGAGAGAUAAGGAGACGGAAGAGAAAAGAAAAUUAAAACAAGCUAAAGAUAAGAAGAAGAAGGAACGUAAACAGAAAGAUGAUAUAUGGGAAGGAAAUGUUACCUCAGAAUGAAACACUUGACCUUAUUGACCAUCUUUGAAUUUAUAUUUUUUUUAAAUGUUUAAUGGACCAACUUUUGUCAAUUGUUUUAAUUUAGGCAGUCAAGAAUUGGUUCAAUUCAUGCCAGGUGUAAGUCCUUCUUCUGUCAGUUAUUGGAGCAAUAAAUGAAAAAAGGAAUGUUACACAGAUUUUACAACUGUUUGAAGGAGACAGGAUUAAAAGACCAAGAAAUUGUAAAUAUAUAAGACUGUGUUAUUAAAAGUAUUUGUUAAUAUGUGUUUUUUUUAUCAAAAUACAAAAAAAAUAGGAAGAAGAAAUGGUGUGUUUCUUUGUAUGUUUAGGUCUGUGAUUGAAUUUCCAGACAUUGUUUGUAAUAAAAUUGUGUACAUUUUGAAUUUGGACUUUUAUAGCUAUUAAAGUUGAAUUUUAAUAAAUUUAUGGGACAUGUUAUUUAACUCAUGAAAUGAUACAAGAUGCACAAAGAGAAAUUAUGUAGUAUUUAAAGAAAAUCUACUGUUUUAAUAUAUAUCUUUUAAAGCAUUUUAAUUCAUUUUACUGUGAUCAAAUUGUAAAAUAUUUUUUCUAUGCUUAUUCAUGGAUAACUUGUGGAUAUUAAAUAUUUGUCAAGCAAGUAUGAGAGUCAGCAUAGAGUAUAUUUUUUUAUUUCAAUUUCAUAAUUAUUUAUAAAUGUGUUUAGUUGUCUUAAAUAUGUCAAAUAAUUUUGUUCAUAAAUUACAUAUUCUAAUUAUUCAUGAAUAUUGAAAUACUUUGAUAUAUCUACUGUUCAUCAUGUGCAUUCACAUAACUGGUGACUUUGUGGGGGCCAAUAGAAAAGUACAUUUUUUUAAGAUAAAGUUAAAAAAAGGUUGUUUACUUUGGUAACCAGGCAUUUGAUCAAAUGUUUAGAUUUAAUUGAUUUUAAUGAAUUGUCCAUAGUUCCUUAAUAUCAAAAGUUUUUAACUUUGCUGCACUUCUCUUGUCAGAUUAUGUUGUUAUUUUCCAUGAACUUCUCUUUAUAGAGAAUCAAAAAAAAUAGUUUUCACAACAUUUUCAGCCAGUCAAAAAGUAGAUGAAAUAUUGAACUUACAGAAUUUGUGUGCAUAGCUAUUUUAUGAAUUUAUUUAACACUAAACUAUAUCUUACUAUUCUACCCCAUGCUUAUGUUUAGAAGAAUUAGAUGAUACAUUAGACCAAGAUGUUUUUGUUUUAGACUAUUGACCUUUGCUUUUAACCAGAUUUUGUUCAAAUUUUGUAUGAACUUUCGAUUAAUAGCACAUUGCUGAGAAUGUUCUUAAUAUUUAUAAAUCAAACUAGAAUGGAGAUAAUUUUCUGGUUUUAACCUGAAUUCCUACUGUUCAAUGAUUAAUAGGACCACAUUUACGUAACUCAUUUUAGUGUUGAAUGAGUCACAUUAUUUGUCAAUUUGCAAGUUUUAACAUAGUUUACAUAUUAUAAGUAAUUAAAUUAUAUAAUGAUCUAUUGAGUUAAAGGAUUCUUUUAUCAGAAUGUGAAAAUUUUUUGACUUUUUUAUGAAAUAGUAGCAGUUGAUUAUCAGUUACAUGUAUCUUAUUUUAUUUAUGAAUUUACAUCAGUUGAUAAUUAGAUGCAUGUUUUUAAUAUAACCAGUGCAUUGACCUCAUGACUGUCAUAUUAUAUAUACUAAAACCUUGGGUUAUUUGCAAAACUGGAAAUUUUUGUGAAACUACAUUGUUAUUUUAUUAAAGCAUUAUUUUUAUAAUGUACAUGCAGUCUUAUGAUAUGUUACAGAGUUUUAAAGUUCCAUACUUAAUGUCACUUAUUUUCCUGGAGAACAUAUACAAACACAAACGUGCAUUUAACAUUACAUCUAUAAACCUUUUAUAAUUUUUUUUUGGCUUGAAGGAAAUUACAACAAUGGUUAUAUGACUAUUAUAACUGUCAGUGAACAAAAUAUCUACUUACAUUAUGAAUUAUAACACCAAUUAAUUUUGAAAACCUAGAUCUUGUUAUACUCAAAAAUUCUGCUGUAUAUUUAAUUAUUUUUAUUCAUUUGACCAAACAUUAAAGAAUGCAUUUUCUUGCAAAGACUAAAUUUCCUGAAAAAUCUUAAAUCAUACUGAAAAGAUAUUCCACAGCAAUGAAAUAUAGUAACUUUAAUGCAUAAAAAAUUACUAGCUUUGACAUAUUUCAAAAUCUUUAAAACUAUUUUUCAAAUAUUUUACAUAGGAUUUUUUUUCAUUGUUGGUCAAACAUAUUGGGGUUUUGAUAUUCAGUAUCACUUUGCAUCAUACAAAAAAGUGCCAGAAAAAAUAUUUAUCAAGUUUUGAACUAUUCUGUAUAAUUUAAAAUCAAAUCAGUCAUUACAUUUUUGGGAUAGAACAGUACGUCAGUAAAAUACAACAAAGAAUCAAGUACUAUGUAAUUUUUGAUAUCCUCAAUCCAAAGGCAGGGAUAACCGUUGGUUUACAGUACAUUUGUCUGUCCAUUACACAUGACCGACAACACUCAGCAACUUUAAGUCAUAGCUUCUUGACAUAUGACACCAAGCUUCAUCUUCUUAUGCCAUACUGUUUGUUUUCAUUUGCAUUACUGACCAAUUUCCUGUUUACUGAAUACUUAUAGCGGAGGCAUCAUUAGUAAGGAAUAGGUCACAGUACAUCUUGUUUUUUAUCAUAGUUUUACAAGAUAUUUACAUGUACUUACUAUGUGUACAAUUGCCAAUAUGUAAUAAUGUAUCUUAUAAUCAAUGCCAAAAAAGUGCUUGUAAUAUUGUUUUUAUUCGUUUUAAUGUAGUUAUGUCAAAAUAAUAAAUUUAAACAAAUGCUCUCA